AUGUCCUCGGCAGCAGAGCGGCUGGCCGCCCUGAAGGCACGGGUGGCGGCGGCCGUUUCGGGGCCCAAGACGGAAGAUGGCGCAAGCGGAAGUAGCAGCACACGACGAAACGAGGGCAGCGGUAACACAUUUGGCAACGAUGAUUCCGGCGGACGAACAAGCGGUCUGCCGCCGUCGGGCGGUCUCAAUGUGCCGCUCCAUCCGGCACUCGAGAACCUCAACGCGCCUUUCUCCUCCUCGUCGACCUCCAAGCCAUUCGGUCGCGGCGGCAAGCGCGACAACCGCAAGACCCGCCCCAACCCCUAUCUCGACGCGAGCCCAGCGACCGUGGCCACAGCCGAAGGCGACGCAAUCGUCGAAGCAGCUGCGGCUGCACCAGCACCGGCUGCACGCGCACGUCACUCACGGCAGCUCCUGUUCAACGAGCAGGGAAAGUACAUCCAGCAGGGCAAUGCGCUGCGGCGGCAGGCGGCGCUCGAGGCGAUGAAACGGCGGAUUGCGGAGCAGGCGCGCAAGGCCGGCAUGGACGAGAUCCCCAGCGACAAGAACUUUGUGGUCGAGGCGCCACCAGACAUUGAGUGGAUCGACCAGGCCUACUUUGCCGAGGGCAAGACAUACGACGACCUCGACAUGCCCGACUGCCUGGUGGUGGCAAAGCCCAAGGUGGCGGGCGAGACACCGGGCGACGAGGGCGAGGAGAGCAUCAUCACAGACCUCGUGUCGCACCCGAUCCCGAUUGAGCCGCCACAGGACAAGCUGGUUCCAGACGCCAAGCCCAUGUACCUGACGAAGCAGGAACAGAAGAAGCUGCGACGGCAGCGGCGCAUGGCGGAGCUCAAAGAGAACCAGGCCAAGAUCCGGCUGGGUCUCAUGCCGGCGCCGCCGCCCAAAGUCAAGCGAUCCAACCUGAUGCGCGUGCUGGGCGAGGAGGCCGUGCAGGACCCGACAGCCGUGGAGGCGCGUGUCAAUCGCGAGAUUGCGGGGCGUUUUGACAAGCACAUGGAGGCGAACGAGUCACGGCGGCUUACCAAAGAGCAGCGGCACGAGAAGCUAGCAGCGAACCAGGAAAAGGACGCGGCCAAGGGCAUCCACAUGCUCAUCUUCCGCAUCACGACGCUGGCCAACGGGCAGCACCGGUACAAGAUCUGGAAGAACGCCGAGCAGCUGGCGCUGACGGGCGUGUGCGUGAUGCAUCCCAAGGCGAGCCUGGUGGUGGUUGAGGGCGGCGAGUACAGCAUCAACAAGUACCGCAAGCUGAUGAUGAACCGCAUCGACUGGACGCAGAACAUCCCCACAACGAUCCCGACACCAACGCCGUCGGCCGUGGGUCGCAUCCCCAAUGUGCCGGGCCAGAACAAGGGGCCGUCGCGCGAGUGGCUGGCCAGCGAGAGCGAGUCGUUGCCAAACAACCAGAUUCUGUUGUUGUUCGACGGCGAGACCAAGGGCCGCGUGUUCCACAAAUGGUCCAGCAAGAUCUGCGACACAGACCGGGAGGCCUUUGACUUUCUGGCGCGGACGAAGCUGGAGAGCUUCUGGACACAGGCACGGGCAGGCUCUUAG
Messenger RNA from Sporothrix brasiliensis 5110, 1560 nucleotides. RefSeq names its product U4/U6 small nuclear ribonucleoprotein PRP3. Bases 1 to 1560 code for a protein of 519 amino acids. Gene Ontology annotation, biological process: mRNA splicing, via spliceosome. The record is from RefSeq and is a predicted model, not a curated record. Gene Ontology annotation, cellular component: U4/U6 x U5 tri-snRNP complex. The transcript has a single exon. NCBI's taxonomy places the organism in Eukaryota, Fungi, Ascomycota, Sordariomycetes, Ophiostomatales, Ophiostomataceae.